This is a messenger RNA of Phasianus colchicus (ring-necked pheasant), 5068 nucleotides long. RefSeq names its product klotho beta (gene KLB). Gene Ontology annotation, biological process: carbohydrate metabolic process. The record is from RefSeq and is a predicted model, not a curated record. Gene Ontology annotation, molecular function: hydrolase activity, hydrolyzing O-glycosyl compounds. NCBI's taxonomy places the organism in Eukaryota, Metazoa, Chordata, Aves, Galliformes, Phasianidae.
AUGCGUGGCCGACAGCUGAAGAGAUUUGUUGCUUUUUGGACAUUAGUUUUCAUAAGGAUCGUUGCUGGGCUUGCCGGAGAGGGAAGAUCUGUGUGGAAAAAGGACCCCAACUCCAGUCCUGUGAGUGAAACACAGAUGUUUUUGUAUGACACUUUCCCCACAGAGUUUCUCUGGGGCGUAGGGACAGGGGCAUUCCAGGUGGAAGGCAGCUGGAGGAAGGACGAGCGAGGACCCUCCAUCUGGGACCGCUUCAUCCACGCGGAGCUCAAAGACACUGACAGCACAGAUGUUUCCAGUGACAGCUACACCUUGCUGGACAAAGAUGUGUCAGCUCUGGAUUUUUUAGGAGUUACCUUUUACCAGUUUUCAAUCUCAUGGUCAAGGCUUUUUCCCACUGGAGUGGUAGCAGCUCCUAACAAAAGAGGACUCCAGUACUAUAACACCCUUAUUGACUCUCUGAUCUACAGAAAUAUUGACCCUGUGGUUACCCUGUACCACUGGGACCUGCCCUUGACACUGCAAGAACAAUAUGGGGGAUGGAAAAAUGAAUCGGUCAUUGAUAUCUUCAAUGAUUAUGCCACCUUUUGCUUCCAGACCUUUGGGGAUCGUGUUAAAUAUUGGAUUACCAUCCACAAUCCUUAUUUAGUUGCUUGGCAUGGGUAUGGCACAGGUAUUCAUGCUCCUGGAGAGAAAGGGAAAAUAACCACUGUCUACGCUGUAGGACACAAUUUGAUCAAGGCUCAUGCAAAAGUCUGGCAUAACUACAAGAAACACUUUCAACCGUAUCAGAAGGGACUGAUGUCCAUAGUCUUGGGAUCCCACUGGAUCGAACCCAACAGAUCGGAAGACACUUUGGACAUUUCUAAAUGCCAGCAGUCUGUGGAGAGAGUGCUUGGAUGGUUUGCUAAACCCAUCCAUGGGGACGGCGAUUAUCCAGAAGAUCUGAAAAAUGAAUCUUUUUUGCCACGCUUUACUGAGGAUGAAAAAAAGUACAUAAAAGGAACGGCUGACUUCUUUGCAUUUUCCUUUGGUCCCAACAACUUCAAACCUCCGAACACUCUACCAAAAAUGGGACAAAACUUGUCGCUCAAUUUGAGGGAAGUACUGAACUGGAUUAAACUGGAAUACGACAGUCCUCGGAUCUUCAUUGCAGAGAACGGCUGGUUCACUGACAGCCAUGUGAAAACCGAUGACACCACUGCCAUCUACAUGAUGAAAAACUUCAUAAAUAAGGUGUUGCAAGCUAUUAAAUAUGACAACAUAGAUGUGUUCGGUUACACAGCCUGGUCACUCCUUGAUGGCUUUGAAUGGCAACAUGCCUACAAAAUCCGGCGUGGAUUAUUUUAUGUGGAUUUCAAAAGUGAAAAAAAGGAACGGAUUCCCAAGUCAUCUGCACUUUAUUAUAAACAAAUCAUACAGGAAAAUGGCUUCUUCCCAAGAGAGUCUACACCAAAUGUUCAAGCUCAGUUUUCCUGUGACUUCUCCUGGGGUAUCACUGAGUCUGUUCUCAAGGCAGAGUCCGUGGCAUCCUCACCCCAGUUCUGUGAUCCAAACCUCUACCUGUGGAACAUCACGGGAGAUGGGCUCCUGCAUAAAGUGGAAGGAGUGAAGCUAAAAACCCGGCCGGCACAGUGUACGGAUUUUGUCAGUAUUAAAAAGCAACUUGACCUCCUGGAAAAAAUGAAAGUCACCCACUACAGAUUUGCACUUGACUGGUCACUGAUUUUACCCAAUGGAGAUUUGUCAGUGGUCAACAGACAGGUGCUGAGGUAUUACAGAUGCGUGAUUAGUGAAGUGCUAAAACUCAACAUCCAUUCUAUGGUCACCCUGUACUACCCAACACACGCCUACCUGGGCCUGCCGGGCCCUUUGCUGCACACAGGAGGGUGGCUCAACCAGUCUACAGCCUACGCUUUUCAAGACUACGCGGCUUUAUGCUUUCAGGAACUUGGUGAUUUGGUUAAACUCUGGAUUACAAUAAAUGAGCCUAACCGACUCAGCGAUGUCUACAACAGGAGCAGCAGCGAUACAUACCAGGCAGCACACAAUUUACUAAUAGCGCAUGCCAUGGCCUGGAGAACAUAUGAUGAGCAGUACCGGUCCUUCCAGCACGGCAAAGUGUCCCUGUCCCUGCACUCAGAUUGGGCCGAGCCUGCCAACCCCUACUUUGAGUCCCACACCAAAGCUGCCAACAGGUUCCUUCAGUUUGAAAUAGGCUGGUUUGCCGACCCCAUAUUUAAGACUGGAGACUAUCCAGCUACGAUGAGGGAAUACAUCCACUUUAAAAACACAAAAGGCCUCUCACACUCUUCACUGCCAUCUUUCACAAGUGAGGAAAGAAAGCUCAUUAAAGGCGCAGCUGACUUCUACGCACUGAAUCACUUCACCACACGAUUUGUGAUUCAUGAGCCCCAGAACGGGAGCCAGUAUGAGUUUGACCGUGACAUCCAGUUCCUGCAGGACAUCACCUGCCUGAGCUCCCCUUCCCGGCUGGCAGUGGUGCCCUGGGGAGUGCGCAAGGUUCUGAAGUGGAUUAAAAGAACCUAUGGUGACAUAGAUAUCUACAUCACAGCAAACGGAAUAGAUGACCAGUCCUUGGACAAUGAUGAGCUUCGGAACUAUUACUUAGAAAAAUACGUACAAGAGGUUUUAAAAGCAUACUACAUUGACAAAGUCAAGAUUAGAGGCUACUACGCAUUUAAACUGACCGAAGAAAAAUCUAAGCCCAGAUUUGGAUUCUUCACUUCUGACUCAAAAGGAAAGCCUUCAAUAAAAUUUUACAAUAACCUGAUAAGCAAUAAUGGCUUUCCUGCUGACUACUCUGUCUGUGAUCCAUCCAACAGUGACAAGCAGUGUAGCUUUUGUUUGUUUGUUUCUCAGAAGAAGCCAUUAAUAUUCUUUGCCUGCUGUCUUUUCUCCACUCUGAUCUUGCUUUUAACUAUUAUUGUUUUUCACAAAAGAAAAAGAAGAAAACGUUUUAAGGCAAAGAGAAUCCAGCGCAUCUGUGUGUCACUUUAAUAAGGGGGCACAAGCCCACUUUCAACAGCAUUCAUGACUGUGCAUUCUACAGAGGACCAUGUAGAAUGGGCAACUGUAGAAAAGCACUGUGAGUCACUCCAGUUAUACACACCGAACACCUCAGUUGAAAACAGAAGGUAACUGUAUGCACAGGAAAACAAGCUAUGAUACCUGCUUCUGGUGAAAUCACUUUUCCCCACUUUCUGUACAUAUAAAGAAAACGUUAUGCCUUUCCUGUGCCUUGGAAUAACCUUACAAACUGUGUGACUUGAAAAGAGAUAUUACUCUGUGAGAACUGAUAUGCACUUUUAUACAAACUUCUUUGAACCAGAACUUCCUGUGAUGUAUAUUCAUGCCAUGAAUGAUGUUAAAUAUGAAGAUGCAAUUGGUAGUUUAUAAAUAAAAGUGUUAGCAAACACCAAAUGGGUAAGUGCAAUCACUAUCUGUAACUUCACACUUUUGGAGCAACAAUCUAAGCAUUCUGUCACUUCCAGCUGCCCCUAAACAUUGAAAAUAGCAUCAAACAAAAGGUAAGUGAUGCAAUUUCUUUAUCUAUUGUUAUACAAGCAUGCAGAACCUCAAUAAUAAGACCUAAGACAUGUUUAUCUCCAUCUUGUAGAAAUAGUGCUACCUAGAGAGAAGCAUCCUUACCCAUCCAAGGCAGUCACCACUUCCAGCUGUUAGAGUCAAAGUCCAUACACCCACACAGAACUACCAGGGUACAAAAGUACACUGAAAUUGAAUAAUUAAGGCAACUAAAUAUUGUGGAUCCUUAUGCACAGCCAACUAGGAACUUUGUAUAUAUCCUCAAACUAGUACGCGUACAACCAACUGAACCCCCAUCACCCAACCUUAAAUCUCAGUUCAUAAAUGCAUGACUACUCCUCCAAUCUAUUUCAAAUACUGGCCAACAUCACAGGAAGUCGAUUUAUUCAAAAGGCAAGUAGCAGUAAAACCAUGAUUCUUUUGAACAUGAAAACACUCUGCCAGAACAGCAAAUAGCAGGAGUAUUAGAGAUGCACAUGUCCAUUACCUGGACAAAAAUCUUCUGGAGCCCAUGCGGACACUUCCAUGUGCAACCCACUCUGGGGAAUUGCUUUAGCAGAGGGUUGGACUGGAUGACCUCCACAGGCCCCUUUCAACCCCUACAAUUCCAUACUCACUGUGUAAGCCAAAAGAGAAUUCUGAAGACUGACUUAAUGGAACACCUUGAACACCUUCAAAUUUCAUACCUAUAAAGUUCAGCUCAGUGGUACAGCACUCCUACAUGAACUGACAGCAGAAUCACUCAGUUGCUUUAGGUACUUUCCCUUUGCAUGCAGAGAUGUUUCCCUUGUUAUUAAGCUUUAGCCACUUUAUACCAGUAUUUCAUGCAAUUCUUUUCAAAACUGAUUAUAAAAGUUACAAUGUAGAUUUUAGCGUAGCAUAGAAACAGCACAAAAGUCACAAAAAGACUUGGUACCUUAAAAGAGAAAACAAGAAAAAAAGUGUAAUCCACAGAUGACACAAAUCACACACUGAAACUCCACUGUAUCUGAAUUCUGAUGUAUUUCAGUUUUCUUAAUUCAGUGUUGCUCAAGGCACAGAAGCCAUGUAUUCAGACUUACUCUAACCCUGCAUCCAGGUUAAAAAGUCUUGUAAAUUGGCUUUAAACAAUGCCAGAUUGUUUUCAACAUAUUUCAGAUCUGGAAUUUCCCUCCAGAAUCUGUACGUGGUCAUCUGCUUUUGUAAUCACUGGUUUGAGGUUUUGAAUAGUAAGAAAAAACACUAAUUUCCUUUCUUUGAAAACAAUGCUUUUGCUAUUUUUUAAUAGCAAAAAAGAUUUACGAUUUAAAACUACCACUCUGGGGCUUUAUGUGGCAUGAGGAUUCCAAUCCAUCAGACUUCUGUUGAUCUGAAUGUUCAGAGAGAAGUAACACUGCACAAGACUACAAACAUACAGAGCACUAAGCUAUUUACCAUGACUGUGUGACAAUGUGCUUCUCCAGAUGAUGAAGACCUUGAAUAGGUCCACAUUAUUAUAAUUUAGAUCUUAAAAAAAAACAGACCA